Acanthisitta chloris (rifleman) is the source of this 1008-nucleotide messenger RNA. RefSeq names its product chromosome unknown open reading frame, human C21orf59 (gene CFAP298). The transcript is spliced from 6 exons. Lineage: Eukaryota; Metazoa; Chordata; Aves; Passeriformes; Acanthisittidae. The coding region runs from base 1 to 732 and encodes 243 amino acids. The record is from RefSeq and is a predicted model, not a curated record. Gene Ontology annotation, biological process: regulation of cilium movement.
AUGGAGGAGCUGGCGGAGCAUGGUAUUUCCUUGCCUUACAAUAUGCAAGGACUGACAGAGGAGCAAAUUGAGGAGCUGAAGUUAAAGGAUGAGUGGGCAGAGAAGUGUGUCCCGAGUGGUGGAAGCGUUUUCAGGAAGGAUGAAAUUGGCCGAAGAAAUGGUCAUGCUCCAAAUAAAAAAAUGCAGCAGGUUAUAAAGAAGACAAUAGAGGAAGCCAAGGCAGUAAUCUCUAAGAAACAAGUUCAGGCCAAUGUGUGUGUUACUCUGGAGAUGGUGCAGGAUGCCUUGGAGCAGCUCCGAGGGGCUGUGAUGAUUGUGUAUCCCAUGGGAUUGCCUCCACAUGACCCAAUUAGGAUGGAGUUUGAAGAUAAAGAAGACCUGUCAGGAACUCAUGCUGGACUUGAAGUUAUAAAGGAAUCAGAAGCACAGUUGUGGUGGGCAGGAAAGCAGCUGCAAGAAACAAAGUUGCUCUCUGACUAUGUAGGCAAAAAUGAGAAAACAACGAUCAUUGUCAAGAUCCAGAAAAAAGGACAAGGAGCUCCAGGGCGUGAGCCUCUGGUUAGUCAUGAAGAGCAAAAAGAGAUGAUGCUGUAUUACUACAGAAAGCAGGAGGAGCUGAAGAAGCUGGAGGAGGAUGACAACGACUCCUUUCUAAAUGCUGAGUGGGCAGACAGCCAUGCUUUGAAAAGGCAGUUUCAUGGUGUAAAAGACAUCAAAUGGGGUCCAAGAUGAAGCCCUGCAAACCCCUUUUUAAGGUGUUUGUUUGGUAGUCUUGUUUGCAGUGAGGAGUUGUGUGUGGUAGAUUCUGCUGGCAGAAGCUGAAAUUGUCACUUCCGUGGCCUUAGAUGUUCAAGAAAUGUUCACAUUUCUCUGUAACUGCAGCAGCACUUGUCUCUGCAAAGAACUGAACCAAUUCUUGUGAAGUUUGGUAUUUUAUUAGAAACUUGUAACUAGAAAUGUUAACCAAUUUCAGAGAUGAUAGAUCUAGUAAAUAUGCACUGGAGUGUU